CUUAAAUAAAAAAUAAAAAAAUAUAAAUACUUGUCCUCAAUCCCUCCAAACCUGUCCUUUUCCUUUCUCCCCCAUAGCCCAUACGUAUCACUUUCCCUUCCCAAUCUUCUUUUUCAAUCCUUUCUACCCCUAACCACAUGCCCAAAGAACCAUUGAGCUGAUGAAUAAAUAUUAGUAAUUGUUGCAGCGUAUUGAAGAUUUAUUCUUGGCAAAAGAAAGGGAUUAUUAAGAUGCGCUGCGGUUAUGGAUUGGCGGCGGUACCGGGAAGCGACGCCCGCUUCUUUACACUGGACACUUCCUUCCUCCGGUUACGAAGAACCGUCAACCCGACCCGGAUCCAAUUCGGGUCUUUCAAAAUCAAGGCCAAAAUCGAUGAAGCAAGGAAGGAGAUGAGUUUCUAUGAGUUGUUGGGGAUACCUGAAACGGGUACUUUGCCGGAGAUAAAGCAGGCGUAUAAGCAGCUGGCGAGGAAGUACCACCCGGACGUGUCGCCCCCGGAUCGGGUGGAGGAAUAUACGGAGUGGUUUAUACGGGUCCAGGAGGCUUAUGAGACUUUGUCUGAUCCGAGGACGAGGGCGUUGUAUGAUAAGGACUUGGCUUUGGGGAUUCAUCUUGCUUUCUCUACUAGACGACGUUACCAAUACGAUGAGGAACUAGAAGAGCGGAGCGAGUGGAGAAAUCGAUGGCAAUCUCAGCUAUCAGAACUGAAGAGAAGAAGCAUGAACAGGGAUGCUGGAGGAAAUAUGUCAUGGGGGGCUCGAAUGCGCAGGCAAAGGGAUGAGUUUUCUAAAGAACAAUAAGCCUCCCCCUCUUCCUCUGUGCAUAUGGUCUUUUGGCUAAGUUUUGGUUUUAUCUUUUGUAUGUAUACAUAAUUCUGCCCCUUUAUAGAUGGCAAUUGGGUUAGCAUUGCUCAAAACAGAGUACUUUCAAUGCUAAUUCUAAAAUCAAAAAUGCCUCUACUCCACUGUCAUUCAUCCAUAUCAAUCAAACUAACACUCGAUAUGUACAUAAAUUUGUUAGAA
Messenger RNA from Durio zibethinus, 1022 nucleotides. Its product is annotated as chaperone protein dnaJ 20, chloroplastic-like. Gene Ontology annotation, cellular component: chloroplast. NCBI's taxonomy places the organism in Eukaryota, Viridiplantae, Streptophyta, Magnoliopsida, Malvales, Malvaceae. The record is from RefSeq and is a predicted model, not a curated record.